GCACCUUUAAUAAUGCACUUCGAGCAGAUAUUUUAAAAAGUAAGAUGGCUGGAAAAUAUACAAAUAUAUCUGCACAAUACCCUGUAAUUACAAAUAUUGAUACCCCAGCUCGUUUUAUUGUUUGGUUGCAUCAUAAAUAUCAGACAGAGACAGUUGGAACACAACAAGUUGCUACUCAAAGGUUAGCACAAGAAAAAUUCUUACCAUUUGAUAAUUUAGAAUCAUAUAAGGCUAGAAUCCAUCCUCUUUUAUUAGGAGUUGCUGAUAGUGAUGCUAAUAUCUUAGGACUUCUUAAGGGUCAUUUAUCAGGAGAGCUUUAUACUUGGAUGAAAAUCGCUAACUCUGGCUCCAUUCCUAACCAAAUCUCUCAAACUUCAGCUGUUAAUAUACAAAAUAAAUCACAUUCCGAUAGUAGUGAUAUAUCUCGAGCUGAACUAGAUAGUAUAAUAAAAUCACAAUUAGCUUUA
This is a messenger RNA of Cetraspora pellucida, 467 nucleotides long. The record is from the annotation of a GenBank genome assembly. Lineage: Eukaryota; Fungi; Glomeromycota; Glomeromycetes; Diversisporales; Gigasporaceae.